Molecule: messenger RNA, 672 nt
Organism: Nasonia vitripennis (jewel wasp)
Lineage: Eukaryota; Metazoa; Arthropoda; Insecta; Hymenoptera; Pteromalidae
Product: forkhead-associated domain-containing protein 1-like
Exons: 2
Coding region: 47-574 (175 amino acids)
Source: RefSeq, a predicted model, not a curated record
GUACCUCGAUCAGCAUAGUUUGACUUGUUUCAAAUCAAGCUUCAUCAUGUUCACCAAGGCACUUAUCUUCGUCCUUUUGGGCACCACCCUUGUUCUGGCUAACCCCAUCAGCCAGGAAAACUCUGUCGAGGAACAGACUGAAAAGUACUGGAAGGCCAAGGUUCAGGACUGGUUCCACCAUGUCGAGGAGACCCUCAAGGAGUACUACGAACAAGGCAAGAAGAGCUUCGAAGAAGCCUUGAACGAACUUAAACAGAAGGGUGAGAAGGCUGUCGAAAUCAGCAAGGAGAAGUGGGCUGAGCUCAAGGAAAAGUACCAGGAAAUCAAGGAGAAGGCCAAGGUUGCCAUUGAAGAGAAAAAGAAGAUCUGGGAGGCUCGUCUUGAAGAGUGGAAAAACAAGGGGCAGGAAGCUCUUGAAGAGGACAAGGAAAAGUUCCAGGAACUGAAGGAGAAGGCCAAGGAAUCUAUCAAGGAAGAGAAGGCCAAGUGGCAAGCUAAGCUUAAGGAGUGGAAGCAGAAGGCUAAGGAAGCCAUCGAAGCCGCCAAGGAGAAGGCUCACGAGAAACAGGAAUAAAGUGUUGAUCAUAUUAAAGUUAUAAUUAGUUAUCGCACACACGUUUAUAAUUAUUUUUAAUAUAUAUGCUAUUACAUUAUUAGAAACAUGACUCUUUA